Molecule: messenger RNA, 1825 nt
Organism: Caenorhabditis elegans
Lineage: Eukaryota; Metazoa; Nematoda; Chromadorea; Rhabditida; Rhabditidae
Gene: picc-1
Product: PAC-1 interacting and coiled-coil domain-containing protein 1
Exons: 7
Coding region: 13-1620 (535 amino acids)
Cellular component (GO): adherens junction
Source: RefSeq, marked reviewed
GUUUCGAAGCGGAUGAUUAUCACAACUCCGAGACGAGCCAACAUGUCGUCGGAAAGCGGCAGUUCGGCAUCUACAGUCCACUACGCCAAACCAGUACUUCGCCAUGUUCCGAUGCCCAGCAGCACUACUCCAUCUUCAAUAGGAUCAUCGUCGUCUUCAUCAUCCUCGUACGCAUCGUCAACGAAACAGACACCACCUCGUUCCCCUGUGAUUCGUUAUCCUACUGUAGUUGUUAGCAAGAAUUCGAUUGCAACACCAUCGUCAUCUCUGACUCCACAGGGUACACCAUCCUACGCUGUACCUGUUUCUAGAAAUCAAAUGCAAUAUUCGGCGUCGAAACUCCAAUACGAGCACAUGCGCCACAGAUGUAAGAUGCUUGACGAUGAAAAUCAGAAGUUGAUGAGAAUGCAAUCGGACGUUGUGAACGAUGCGAACCGAAGAGUUCAGAUGCAUGUCAAUGAAAUCCGAAUGCUGAAAGAAGAUAACCGAAAAUUAGCGAUUAGCAAUAAAGAACUCCGUGAUUUGUCUUGUUUCCUUGAUGACGAUCGCCAGAAGACACGAAAAUUGGCUCGGGAGUGGCAGAAAUUUGGUCGCUACACAAGCAGUCUCAUGAAACAAGAAGUUGAUUCGUACCAUCAAAAAAUGGUGAGCAUCGAAGAGAAGCUGUGCACGAAGGAGCGAGAAGUUGAUGAACUUCGUCAAUUGUGUAUGUAUCUUGAUGAGCAGAGACAGAGCCUCAUGUCCAAUGCCGCUGCUAAUGUUGAUUGUGAUAAUGAGAGUGAAGAUUUGGGGUGUGGAAGCAGUGAACAAAGUGGCGGUUCGGAAGGUCACAACGAUGAAGAAAAGCAUCACGAAUUCAACAAAUGUUUCAAUAAACACAAGGAAUCCACACUUCGACGUAUCAUGGCCACAUCGAUGUGCUCAGAACCAUCAGAAGAAGAGGAGCGAAGAGAAGUUUCGAAAAGAGAACGAUCACGACUUUUGGGAUACAUUCAAUCGUUGGAAAAUCGUAUCAAACAUCUCGAAAUGUCUCAAAAUCAUGAAAGCUUCUGGAACUCUUCAUCCAACGUGGGCUCAGAUUGUGACGAGAAGACGAUCAUUGAACGGGGAUGGUUAGGCGAAGAAGUGAUGAGUAAUAGUGAAGAUUGUCAUUUGGAACUGAAACCAGUGAUGACUACAUCCUCGACAUCCUCUUCUCAUAUUUUCGGAAAUGAUAAAUGUCCGAUGUUUGAUUCGAUGACAAGUAACAUGACAUCUUCCGGAUGCACAACAUAUGCGAGUUCUGGAACUGAUGGGGAUAGUGUUUUUGUGAUUGGAGAUGAAAUUGAUAUUGGCAAUCUCGAAGUUCGUACACUGUCGCGAAUUGACGAAGAAGCUACAUCUGCCAGUGACACUCUCAAAGAAAGUGCUCGAAUGCCUCCGAAAAUCGCUCCGCCAAUUUGUUCCUCAUUAGUACUGACUAAUUUUGAUAAUAUGUCCGAAGACUGUGCUCCGAGACUUAUGAGAAGUGCUUCUGAAACCUGCCGUCCCACAACAACCUUGAUCUCUUCAACGCAACCCGCCCAAAGAAGUGUUUCCGUCGAAAAGAAUAAUAAUAAUAAUGUACACACCCAUAAUUAAUCAAAAAACUAAUAUCCACUCUAGGUGGGAAACAUUUACCAGUCACACGAAAUUGUAUCUCUUUUUUCUUUUUCCUUUUUUCUUUGUCACAUUUUUCCAUUUUGAUACCAAAUAACCAUCUAGUCAUGUCUUUAGACAAUUUCCAUCACAUACCUUUACACAGUAUCCUGAAAAAACAUCAACCAAUAAAAUUACACAACAUUUA